Culex pipiens pallens (northern house mosquito) is the source of this 335-nucleotide messenger RNA. Its product is annotated as protein NCBP2AS2 homolog. NCBI's taxonomy places the organism in Eukaryota, Metazoa, Arthropoda, Insecta, Diptera, Culicidae. The transcript has a single exon. Bases 1 to 261 code for a protein of 86 amino acids. The record is from RefSeq and is a predicted model, not a curated record.
AUGGUUCUCCGCGUGCUGAUGCGCUACCUCGCCAACAACGAGCAGCUGAUCCAGCGCCUCGCGGACAGCUAUCCGAUGCGGCGGGCAGCCCAGCUGCUCGUGAGUGCGUACUACCGGGGCAGGACGAUGGCGCAGGAGCAGAAGUUUAUCGAGAUGACGCCCGAGCGGUUCAAGCGGAUGAUGGAGACGUUCCGGCAGGACGUCAAGAAGGAGCUCGAACAGGCCAAGGAGGAUUUGAAGCGUCGCGAGGGACGGAAGUAAGCGUGUGGAGGUUGACGGCUUAGAUUUAAUUACUCACGGAACGAUUGAACGAUAGAAUAUUCUCUAAAGGUUUA